Molecule: messenger RNA, 1357 nt
Organism: Poecilia latipinna (sailfin molly)
Lineage: Eukaryota; Metazoa; Chordata; Actinopteri; Cyprinodontiformes; Poeciliidae
Product: C-type mannose receptor 2-like
Exons: 5
Coding region: 119-1240 (373 amino acids)
Source: RefSeq, a predicted model, not a curated record
UUUCAGCAGAGCAUCAAGAGGAGAGGAGAGGAGAGGAGAGGACAGCGUCUCAUUCACUGAGGGGGAAAAGGAAACAUAGACAAACUGCUGGAGGAAAAUAAUUCAUCUGACAGCAAAGAUGCAGUGGAGUCUGAUUCUGCUCUUCCUGAUGGCUCAGUGUUGCUUCAUGGACUGUCAGCUCUAUCAGUUUCACUACAUUAAUGAGAAUAAGAACUGGACUGAAGCUCAGCAGUACUGCAGAGAGAAACACACUGACCUGGUCACAGUGACUAACAUGAAGGACAUGAAGAGACUCAUCAAGAUCUCAGCAAGAUAUAUGAAGGAUGCUUGGAUUGGUCUGAUCAGUAAACCAGAAUUUAACAGAACAUGGUACUGGUCUCUGCCUGGAGUGAAGUUCAAUGAAAGUGAGACAAACUGGAAACAAGGAGAACCAUCUGAUAGAGGAAUUAAAGGUUCUGAGAACUGUGGGGCUAUGUAUCAAAAUCAAAAUCUCACAUGGCAAGAUCAGGGUUGUCAUUGGUCUGAAUAUUUCCUCUGCUAUGAUGAGACUAAUAGACCCAAUAAAUAUCACUUGAUUAAAGACAAGAAGUCCUGGCAGGAAGCUCAGAUUUACUGCAGAGAGAAACACACAGACCUGAUCAGUGGAUUAAAGCAGCUACAGGAUGAAGAAGUGAAGAAAUUGAUGAACACUUCAGACAGUAAAUCAUACUUUGGUCUGUUCAGAGACACCUGGAGGUGGUCAGAUGGAAGCAAUUCAUCUUUCAGACACUGGAAUAAAAACUUUAACAAUCCAGAAUCCAUCAGUGAUCAAUGUGCCAUGACUGUGUUUGAUGAUGGAGGCAGAUGGAAGAAUGUGAGCUGUGCUGAAAGAAAACCCUUCAUCUGUUAUGAUGAUAAUGUGAUCCUGAUUAAAGAAAAUAAAACCUGGGAGGACGCCUUGACCUACUGCAGAGAUCACCACCAUGACCUGGUCACCAUCACCAACAUGGAUGAUCAGAAAUGGAUCCAGGAGAAAGUCAAGAACGCAUCGACUGAUUAUGUCUGGAUGGGUCUGCGUUACACCUGCACUCUGGAUUUGUGGUUCUGGGUCAGUGAUGAGGUGGUCAGAUAUAAGAACUGGGCCAAAGGUGAACCGAUGGACGACUGUGACAUGUCUGGAGCCAUGGAGAUGGGAGGAGAACAUCAGUGGAUGAAGAAAAAUGACCUUGAGAGAUUUAAUUUCAUUUGUUUUAAAAUGUAAAAUCCACUCUGCUUUUUCCUUUUUUUUUACCUUUAGGUUUGUGGUUCUUAUUAAAUCUUUUACUAAGUUUAUUUUUCUGCUGGGAGAAAAGAAAAUAUUUGCUUUCAUUGUCGCUGA